AUGGUCACAUUCAACUGUGAGGUUUGCAACGACACAGUUCCCAAGAAAAAUACUGAGAAGCACUAUUACAGAUGUCCUCAAGCUUAUUAUACUUGCAUUGAUUGUAAUGUCACAUUUGAUGACGGAGUUUCAUAUAAAGCUCACACGCAAUGUAUAAGUGAGGAUGAGAGGUACCAAGGAGCACUGUACAAAGGUAAAAAGCAGAAGGGUAAAACCCAAGCGAAACAACCGGUGAAGAGCGAUCCUCAACCUACGGUAAAGGAAGAGAAGCCGCAAUCCAGCGAGAAGGAAAGUACGAAGAAAGCCGAAUCUAAGUCAAAAACGAAAACAGAAACUGCUUCGAGAUCUCUACUCACCCAGAAAAAAGGAACCAGCUUGUACAAGAUCUUGAAGUCUGUCAAGAACAAAGACGAAAAAAAGGAGCUGCUCAAGAAACUAGUGGUGGAGAAGGACGGGCACUUGGUAUUGCAGAACUAA
This is a messenger RNA of Lachancea nothofagi CBS 11611, 477 nucleotides long. Lineage: Eukaryota; Fungi; Ascomycota; Saccharomycetes; Saccharomycetales; Saccharomycetaceae. The record is from the annotation of a GenBank genome assembly.